AUGGCCAUCCAAUUCCGUUCAUUUUUCCCUUUGGCAUUGCCUGGAAUGCUAGCACUCCUUGGCUGGUGGUGGUUUUUCUCUCGUAAAAAAGAACACGCCAGUAGCCAUGACAAACAGGGGGAGGCUAGUCCUGUGGAGCUGAGGGCUGGCCCUGCCAUCGAGGAACUGGCCCCUGUGGAAGAUACCUGUCUUGUGGUAGUGACCACACCCCCCAGUGUCACACAACCAGCAGAAGAGGAGCUGGCCACUGUGUACAAACCUUCCACAGAGCCCCCGGCCUUGCUGCGGUCACAUCCAGCCUGUCGUAGAUCAGAGUCCUCAUGCAGCCUGUCUAACACUACGGACACGAGAGUUCGACCAGAAACAUGCAGAGAUGAUAGUGCAAUGGUGGAACCAGCCCAAACAGGUGAUGAAGCCAAGCCUGUUCCUCUGGAGCAUGCCCUGGCAUCCCCAAAGGCUAUUCAGUUCCCCCACGAAGCCACGGAGGUGUGCAGGAACGAGGCAGGGUGGGGCCAGCAAGGUCAGUCUGCAGCUCCCACAGAGAAGCAUGGCCCUGUGGAGAAGGCAAGAGAAAUGGGGGCUGAAGGCACUGGCGAUGCAGUGUUGGGAGAAAGUGGGCUAGAAGAAGGUGUGUUGUCCCUGGAGCGUGCCUCUGCAUUACAGAGCAUCAAGGCGCCCAGCAUGACUUCCUUAGGAGGAGGGGGAGAGGAAAGGAAGAGCAGCCCACCUCAGGUAGAGGGGGACACAGCAGGGAAGUUGAUGAGUAGCUUUAAUGAAUUGGCUCAUGUGGAGCAGGCCAAGGAGGAUGAAACACUGGCACCCUGUGUCCGAGGUGGCCAAGUUUGGGAUGGAAAAUUGAGCAAAGAGGAGCCCUUGGAUAAAAAUAAGAAGACCUUGGAUAAAAAUGAAGAGAUUGAGCAAGCUGCCUACCAGAUCAUCUCCAAAGUGAUCUUGGAUGCAACUGAAGAAGUGCUGGUCACCACUGUGGGCAAGAUGGCAGGUUGCAUGUAUCAGGCCUCAGCCGGUCAGCUCCAAGAGCAGGAGGAGGAGAGGUGUGCCCCAAUCUGCCAGGAAACUGCCCUUGGGCAAGAUGCCUUGGAGUCCACUCAGGCCACAAUGGAGGUGACCACAGCGAAGGCAGUCUUACACCCAUUGGAGUCAGCUUUGGACCCGUUGAAGUCAGCCUUGGGUCAGUCAGAUACUGCCUUCCCCUUGCCAGGCCUGCCAGUAGAGGACCUGCCACCACCACCAAAGACUUACGUGAGCUGCCUGACCAGCCCUCUGUCUAGCCCCACCAAGGACACGAAGCCAAAGAACUCUGUGCACCACAUCGCCCUGGCCCCCUGCCCACCACCAGCCGCCCCCCUCGGAGAGUCGUUGGACAACAAAACCGUCCUGGUGGAAGAUGCUGGCUGUGUCACCUGCAUGUCUGACAAUAGCCAGGGUGUCCCUUCAGAGUCCUCCUCCGGGCAGUGCUCAGAUUCCGUCAGCACGUCAGGGCUCGAAGACUCUUGUACAGAGACCAACUCAAGCUCUAGGGACAAGGCUAUCACCUCGCCACUGCCACAAAGUACUGUGCCCUUCAGCAAUGGGGUGCUGAAGGAGGAGUUGUCAGACGUGGGGACUGAGGAUGGAUGGACCAUGGAUGCGGAAGCAGAUCAUUCGGGAGGCUCGGACGGGAACAGCAUGGAUUCAGUGGACGGCUGCUGUGGACCCAGGAAGACUGACGGUUUCCAGAAUGCCCAGGCAGGCUCUAAUCCUAAGAAGGUCGACCUCAUCAUCUGGGAGAUUGAGGUGCCAAAGCACUUAGUCGGUCGGCUAAUUGGCAAGCAGGGGCGGUAUGUGAGUUUUUUGAAGCAAACAUCUGGUGCCAAGAUCUACAUCUCCGCCCUGCCUUACACCCAGAAUGUCCAGAUCUGCCACAUAGAAGGCUCUCAGCAUCAUGUAGACAAGGCGCUGAACUUGAUUGGGAAGAAGUUCAAGGAACUGAACCUCACCAAUAUUUAUGCUCCCCCCCUGCCUUCGCUGGCACUGCCUUCUCUUCCAAUGACUUCCUGGCUCAUGCUCCCAGAUGGCAUCACUGUGGAAGUGAUCGUGGUCAACCAGGUCAAUGCAGGGCACCUGUUUGUGCAGCAACACACGCACCCUACCUUCCAUGCACUGCGCAGCCUGGACCAGCAGAUGUACCUCUGCUACUCUCAGCCUGGAAUCCCCACCUUGCCCACCCCGGUAGAAAUAACAGUCAUCUGUGCAGCCCCUGGUGCGGAUGGUGCUUGGUGGCGAGCACAAGUGGUGGCCUCCUACGAGGACACAAACGAAGUUGAAAUUCGCUAUGUGGACUACGGGGGAUAUAAGAGAGUGAAAGUAGACGUGCUCCGGCAAAUCCGGUCUGACUUUGUGACCCUGCCUUUCCAGGGAGCAGAAGUCCUUCUGGAUAGCGUGAUGCCCCUGUCAGACGAUGAGCACUUCUCACCCGAGGCGGAUGCAGCUGUGAGCGAGAUGACUGGAAACACUGCACUGCUGGCUCAGGUGACGAAUUACAGUCCGACUGGCAUUCCUUUGAUCCAGCUGUGGAGCGUGGUAGGAGAUGAAGUGGUGUUGAUAAACCGGUCGCUGGUGGAGCGAGGACUUGCUCAGUGGGUAGACAGCUACUACACAAGCCUCUGA
Molecule: messenger RNA, 2667 nt
Organism: Pipistrellus nathusii (Nathusius's pipistrelle)
Lineage: Eukaryota; Metazoa; Chordata; Mammalia; Chiroptera; Vespertilionidae
Source: the annotation of a GenBank genome assembly